AUGACGAACAUGGAGUCAGAAUUAAACAUAGUGAAUGAUAUUCUGAAGACAUAUAAAGCCAGUCUGAGGAAGAAGUUUGGAUUUGUGUUAGAAGGCACUGCAGUAGAUCGAACUCCCCUUAAUAGGAUUUACACACAGCUCUACAUCACACAGGGAGAGAGUGAAGGGGUUAAUAAAGAACAUGAGGUUCGGCUGAUUGAAUAUACAUCCAGGAGAAAAACAUCACCAGGCACACCUAUCGACUGUAAUAACAUUUUCAAACCCUCACAUGGAGAAGAGGAACACAUCAGAACUGUGCUGACGAAGGGCAUCGCUGGAAUCGGAAAAACAGUCUCAGUGAAGAAAUUAAUCGUCGACUGGGCAGAAGGACAAGCCAAUCAGGAUGUAGAUUUCAUCUUUGUGUUUCCUUUCAGGGAGAUGAAUCUGAUUAAAAACCAAUGCAGUCUUCAUGGACUUUUAAAUGGUUUUCACCCUGAACAUUCCGAGAUAGAAGACGCAAAGCAGUAUACUUAUUGUAAAGUUCUGCUCAUCUUUGAUGGUCUGGAUGAAAGCAGACUUCCUUUGGAUUUCCAAAACAACAAGACACUGUUUGAUAUGACACAGAUGUCAUCAGUAGAUGAGUUGCUGACUAACCUAAUCAAGGGGACUAUGUUUCCCAAAACGUUCCUCUGGAUAACCUCCAGACCAGCAGCAGCCAAUCUGAUCCCCCGUGACUUGGUCAGUCGGAUGACAGAAGUACGAGGUUUCACUGACACACAGAGAGAAUAAUACUUUAAGAAGCGAUUCGGUGACGGGAAACUAGCCAACAAAAUCAUUUCACAUGUAAAGACAUCAAGGAGCCGCCACAUCAUGUGCCACAUACCAGUCUUCUGUUGGAUAAUUGCAAAGGUUCUAGAGGACAUGUUUCGUGGACAGAGAAAUGACAGCGGAGAGAUCCUUACAACUCUGACUGAGAUGUACGCUCGCCUCAUGGUCAUUCAGAUAAACCUGGCAAAUGAAAAGUAUCAGGGGCAGAAUGAGAGGGAUAGACAGAAGAUCUUGGCAACAAAUAAAGUAUUCAUUUUGAACUUGGCACAAUUAGCAUUUGAACAGCUGCAAGAGUGCAAUAUCAUAUUAGACGAGGAAGACCUGAGAAACUGUGGGAUUGAUGUUAGUGAAGCCUCAACGUACUCUGAAUUUUGCACGGAAUUCCUCAAAGAAGAGUGUGGGUUGUAUACAAAGGUGUACUGCUUUGUGCACCUGACCUUUCAGGAGUUCCUUGCUGCACUGCAUGUCUUUCACUGCUUUCACAACAUCAAGGCCCAUGAGUCUUUCCUGGAGAAUGCUUCUGCAGCGCUUCUCUUGCAUGAGUUGCUGAAGAUGAUGGUGGACAAAGCUACGAAUAGUCCAAAUGGACACCUGGACCUAUUCCUCCGCUUCCUUGUUGGCAUAACACUGGAAUCCAAUCAGAGGCAGUUGCAAGGCCUACUUCCAAAGACAAAGUUCAGCUCAGAGACUGUUGAGGAGAUUAGGAAAUGCCUCAAGAAUCCUGGUGCACAUCAUGGCUCACCUGAAAGGUACAUCAACCUUUUCCUCUGUUUGACCGAGAUGAAGGACAAUUCAGUUCAUGAGAACGUUCAGAAGUUCCUUGAGUCAGGAGAAGAACUGUCUCCUGCUGACUGCUCAGCACUGGCCUAUGUGCUUCUGAUGUCAGAGGAGGUGCAGGAUGAGUUUGACCUGGUGAAAUACAACACAUCAGAGGAGGGUCAUGACAGACUGGUCCCAGCUGUGAGAAACUGCAGAAAGGCAAGACUGUCUGGCUAUACUCUUUCAAAUCAGGUCUGUGACACACUGGCCUCCGUUCUCCAAUCAGCAUACUCACCUCUGAGAGAGUUGGACCUGAGGAACAGUGAGCUGUUUGAUGAUGGAGAGUUUAUACUUUUUUCUGGACUGGAGGAUUCACACUGUAAACUGGAGACACUGAGUAUGAAGGAAUUGGACCUGAGUUACAACAGACUGAAGGAUUUUGGAGUGAAGCUGCUUGCUGCUGAAUUGUUGAGCCUGCACUGUAAACUGGAGAAACUGAGGCUGAAUCGAUGUUGUCUGACAGAAGACUGUUGUGAAGAGUUGGCCUCAGCUCUCAGUUCAACCUCCUCUCACCUGAGAGAGCUGGACCUGAGUCACAAUGACCUGCAGGAUUCAGGAGUGAAGUUGCUCUCUGAUGGACUAGGGCAUCAAAAUUGUAGACUAGAGAUACUGAGGCUAUCGUUCUGUAAAGUCACAGAGGAAGGCUGUGCUGCUCUGGCUUCAGCUCUGAGGUCAAACCCCUCCCACCUGAGAGAGCUGGACCUGAGCUUCAAUCACCCAGGAGACUCAGGAGUGAAGCUGCUCUCUGCUAAACUGGAGGAGGCCCAUUGUAAACUCAAUGUGGACCAUAAUGAAGAGAUCUGGAUAGAACCACAGCUGCUUAAGAAGUAUGCCUGUGAGCCCAUACUAGACCUAAACACAGUAAGCAGACUCCUAUCUCUGUCUCAACAAAACAGACAGGUGACAGGGGUUCGAGAGCAGCAGCCGUAUCCUGAUCACCCAGAGAGAUUUGACUGUCCACAGGUGCUGUGUACAGAGGGUCUGAGUGGGCGCCAUUACUGGGAGGCAGAGGGGAGUGGGCACUUGACUGUCAUAGGAGUGGCAUAUAAAGGAAUCAGCAGAAAAGGAAAUGGUCGUGUCUGUAAGCUUGGAUCCAAUGACAAUUCCUGGUGUCUAGCCUGCUCCAAGUACCAUGACUCUGCCGACUACAAUAAUGAAACCACUAAAAUAACCUCCCCCGCAACGCUAUCCGAGCAAAACAAGAGAGUAGGAGUGUUUCUGGACUGUCCUGCUGGAACUGUCUCCUUCUAUGAGGUCUCCUCUGACACAAUGACCCACCUUUAUACAUUCCAGACCACAUUCACUGAGCCCCUCUAUCCAGCAUUUGGAAUCGAGACUACAAACUCCUCAGUGUCUUUCGGGGUUGCCAGUAGUCCUGUAGAGGCUAAGAAGCCGUCGGUGGAAGAAUUUCAAGAAUUGGGUGGUUUUUCCUUAAUUGGAGGAUUUCUUCAUAAAAAUCUUUUCCAUUACAGAAACUGA
This is a messenger RNA of Coregonus clupeaformis (lake whitefish), 3105 nucleotides long. Its product is annotated as NLR family CARD domain-containing protein 3-like. The record is from RefSeq and is a predicted model, not a curated record. Gene Ontology annotation, molecular function: protein binding. NCBI's taxonomy places the organism in Eukaryota, Metazoa, Chordata, Actinopteri, Salmoniformes, Salmonidae. The transcript has 9 exons.